AUGGUUGUUGUACAACCAAAACCUAGAGUUAGUGUUAAGCCAAAGGCUAGAGUGGUGCUCGACAUUAUGGAGAAGGAUGAAAUAGAGGUUCUUUAUGAAGAGGUCGGCAAAGAAAGAAGAAGAACAAUAAGUAUUUUGGUGAAGAUGAUGGCUAGGAUUAAAGAUGGUUGCCGCCAAGCUUUGACUUUGGCGUUGAAGAUGAUGAGUGGGUAG
Molecule: messenger RNA, 213 nt
Organism: Dovyalis caffra
Lineage: Eukaryota; Viridiplantae; Streptophyta; Magnoliopsida; Malpighiales; Salicaceae
Source: the annotation of a GenBank genome assembly